Molecule: messenger RNA, 2010 nt
Organism: Kalmanozyma brasiliensis GHG001
Lineage: Eukaryota; Fungi; Basidiomycota; Ustilaginomycetes; Ustilaginales
Product: Gamma-glutamyltranspeptidase
Exons: 1
Coding region: 1-2010 (669 amino acids)
Biological process (GO): glutathione catabolic process
Cellular component (GO): plasma membrane; fungal-type vacuole
Molecular function (GO): glutathione gamma-glutamate hydrolase
Source: RefSeq, a predicted model, not a curated record
AUGUCGACCCUCCGGCCCUCGAAUCGGCCGUCGAGCCUGCGCUCCACCACCAAUUCGGAGAGCGGCUCGAUCGACCCUAUCCGCGAAGAGAUCGUCUCGAACGACGGCAGCAUCACCGCUCCACCCACCGAGACCUCCUCUCUCCUCCCCUCCCGCUCACCUCACCACCAUGCACAUCACGCCCAUUCGCGGAAGAGCAAACCCAAAUCCAUCCUCCACUCGAUCCUCGUGCUCUUUGCCAUCUUUGUCUUUGCCAUCGCCAUCUCGAUCGUCCUUAAAAAUCUUCUUGGCGAAUUCGAUGAUUCACCCGUGACCUCGCCAGGGACGGACCCACGCGGUCGACGACACCCCGCGAUCCUCGCCACGGGCCGCAAAGCGGGCGUUGCAACGGAAAACGAGGUGUGCAGUCGCAUCGGUAUGGAUAUCUUGCUCGAGAAGGGCACGGCGGUGGAUGCAGCGGUGGCAUCGACGUUGUGCGUUGGAGUGCUGAAUAUGUUUUCCUCCGGAAUCGGCGGUGGGGGGUUCAUGAUCGUUCGUGACCCCACGCCAUGUUUCAUCCACAAGAAGGAGGGGUGUGUGGAGCAUACGACGAUUGAUUUCCGCGAAACAGCCCCAGCAGCGGCGAACAAGACCAUGUACAUGGGGCGCGUGCCUCGUGCCCAAUUCGGUGGGUUGGCCGUCGGCGUGCCGGGCGAACUGCGCGGGUUGCAAGAGGCACACAAACGAUACGGUCGUCUACGGUGGAAGCGAUUGGUGCAACCGUCGAUCGAACUGGCGAAAAGUGCGACCGUGUCGAAGGAGCUCGCGAGGAGGUUGGGGUACUUUGGCGGGUUUAUGCUGGACGAUCCGGUGUGGCGCGCCAUCUUUGUUGACGAAGAGACGGGGGAGGUGAAGAAGGAAGGCGAUACGUUUCAUCGUACCGCCUACGCACGCACGUUGCAGACCAUCGCGGAUCACGGACCGGAUGCAUUCUAUACGGGCGAGAUCGCCGAGAGCCUCGUGCGCACCACACAGGAGAACGGAGGCAUUUUGACAAUGCAAGAUCUGGCCGACUAUCAGGUGGUUGUUCGCCCAGCACUGGAAGGCUCGUGGAUGGGCAAAAAGGUGUACACCACCCACGCACCCACUUCCGGUCCGAUCCUGCUCAGCGUGCUCAACAUGCUCUCUCUCAUCCCCGACUUUGUCUCCACGCCAGAGGCGACGAGUCUCAACAUCCACCGUUUCGUCGAGACGCUCAAGUUCGGAUUUGGCCAACGAACCGAGCUUGCCGAUCCGGCCUUUAUGACCGGUCCCGAGCUCGAUCGCAUGUCCGAUAUCCCCACUCUCAGCGAAGCAGAGCGCCUAGUCCCCAACAUCACCGACGACCGAACCCAUCCGUUGGACUACUACCAUCCCAAAUUCGACAUCAUCAACGACCACGGUACCAUGCAUCUCUCGAUCCUCGACUCGUCCGGGAUGGCCAUCGCCCUCACGUCCACCGUCAACCUCAUCUUUGGUUCGCGCGUCAUGGAUCCUUCCACUGGAGUGAUCCUGAAUGACGAAAUGGACGAUACGUCGACGCCGGGUGUUCCCAACGCAUUCGGUCUCGCACCUUCUCCCUACAACUAUCCCGAGCCUCGCAAGAGACCGCUCUCCUCCACCUGCCCGACCAUCGUCGAGAACGAAAAGGGCGACGUCGAUCUGGUCCUCGGCGGCAGCGGUGGCAGUCGCAUCUUCAGCAGUGUGCUACAGACCAUGUUCAACUUUUAUCUGUGGGGUAUGGAUUUGAGCCAGGCGAUCGAGGCGCCCAGGGUACACCACCAAUUGCUGCCGACCCAGUUGAGCGUCGAGACAGGGUACAGCAAUAAGACGCUGGCGGGGUUGUUGGGGAGAGGGCACGAGGUGAGCUGGUUGGACAUCGAUUUGGGGGUGGCCGAGGUGCAGGCGGUUGCAGUGGGCGGUGAGGGGAGGUGGAGGAGGGUUUGGGCGAGCAGUGACUCGAGGAAGGGUGGGGUAGCGGUUGCUGUGUAG